AUGGCGACUGCUUGGCGAGUCAAAUCGGCGUUCAGCCCCUCCUGCUUCUCUCCCUCUUCCUCGAUUUCCUUGACCUUGGCCCCUUUGUCUUCUUUGUCUCCCUCGUGUAGUAUCGCUUCUGCGCGAGCUCCUUCGUCUCGUGUUUCUGUGAAAUCCGAGCACCAAGGGCCUUCCCCUCUCUCUUCUCCGCAUUCGCGCUCGGCCUUUUCUGCCUCGCCGUUCCUCCGCUGGAACGCAAAGGCGGUCGUCCUCGGGCGUCCAGAUGGCUCCCAGUCUUCUCGCCUGCUUUUCUCCACAGCAGUCUGGCGACCUCGGCGUCGGCCCCGCAGGCUCCUCCCAGCAGACGCGUCCCUCUGGCGCGGGGCGGCGCCCGAGUGGGCCCGAACCGAAGGCGGCCCCGCGAUCGGGGCCCCGGGCCCAGAGCGCGGCGCGCCGACUCCGACCGCGCCCGAGCCGAACGCGGGGGCGCGUCUCGACAGAGCCCUGAGGGACACCGGCGCCCUGGACGGAAACGGCACGGAAAUCAAGGGCCCGUUCGCCCUGGCGCUGGCCUUUGCGGCGAUUCUCUUCCCGUUCCUUGGAAUCUCCGACCGGCAAGGCCAGAGCCGCGCCGAGGCGUCUCGCGCGUCGGCUGUCUCCAAGCCUCCCUCCGCAGCGCGCUCGUCUCCCGCCACGUCUUCGGGGCUCGUCGGAGCGCUCCUCGCCCCGUCCCCCUCGGCCUCGCCCGCUCUCUGUGCGGAGAAACACGCCUCUUCUCCGCCCGCGCCAAGCGCGCCUUCGGGGGCUUUGUGUGACGCCCCGUCUCCGGCCUCUCCUUCUGAUUCCGAGGCCUCGGAUCCGGCUCUUUCUGACGCAGCCGCCUCGGAUUCGAUCUACCAGGAGCUGUGCGCGGACUCGUCCCUGCAGCUGUUCACAGGCACGGCGCACCCUGAGCUCGCGCGGGAGAUUGCGGCGCACCUGAACGUGACGCUUGGGAGGACCCAGCUGGGACGGUACGCAGAUGGCGAGGUGGUGAUCCAAAUUCUCGACGAGGUCCGGGGCAAAGACGUUUUUGUCAUUCAAAGCACACCCGCAGCAGGCGGCGACGUCCACACGUGCCUCGUUGAGUUGUUUCUCCUCCUCACCGCCAUUCGCAGGGCGUCGGCGAAGCGCAUUAUCGCUGUGCUUCCCUGCAUGCCUUAUGACCGCGAGACGGAGUUGACUCACGGCGACGACAUUCUGACGCCCAUGGCUGCAGCGGAUCUGGCCAUUCUUCUUCAGGUAUGCGGCGCAGACGGGGUCAUGUUUGUGGACAUCCACAACCCGCGCAUGGAAGGCUUCUUUACCUCGCCCUCGGGCCCGCCGCUGCCGAUGACAAACAUCCAGCCUCACCGCCUCGCCGUCAAGUACUUCCAGAAGAAGGAUCUCGUGCGGCCCGUGGUCGUCGCCACAGACAACACAGCCGGCGAGAAGGCCAUGGCCUUCUGGACGCUCUUGAAGAAGAACGGAAUCAGCGCCGGUUUCACCACCAUGGUGUGUGAUGCUCCGAAGCGGGAGGUGCGAGAAGGCUCUCCCAUUCUCUUCUCCAAUGUUGGGGAGCGGCCGGCGAGUUCCUGCGAGGGCGAGAAUAACCGCAUGGCGUUGAACCACGUGGGAAACGUCGAGGGCUGUGACUGCAUCAUAGUGGACGACAUCAUCGACACCGGGGAGAAGGCAGCGGCGACCGCGAAGGAGUUGCAGGCUGGCGGCGCGCGACGAAUCUUCAUGCUCGCCACGCACGGCGUCCUCUCCAAGGGCUCUGUAGACCGGAUCAACAAAAGCCCGAUCCAGGAAGUUGUUCUCACCAACACUGUGCCGAUUCCGCCGCACAUCUUCUGCGAGAAGCUAGUCGUUCUGUCUGUGGGAAAACUCAUGGCUGAGGCCAUCAAGCGCGUGCAUGCGGAGGAGUCGCUUUCGAAUUUAUUCGAUUGCCGCACGGUGGCGGCGCAGCUCCCUGAGCGGAACACGUCCAAGUAG
Messenger RNA from Neospora caninum, 1995 nucleotides. Its product is annotated as putative ribose-phosphate pyrophosphokinase. Gene Ontology annotation, biological process: purine nucleotide biosynthetic process; 5-phosphoribose 1-diphosphate biosynthetic process. Bases 1 to 1995 code for a protein of 664 amino acids. Gene Ontology annotation, cellular component: cytoplasm; ribose phosphate diphosphokinase complex. NCBI's taxonomy places the organism in Eukaryota, Apicomplexa, Conoidasida, Eucoccidiorida, Sarcocystidae. Gene Ontology annotation, molecular function: magnesium ion binding; ribose phosphate diphosphokinase activity. The transcript has 6 exons. The record is from RefSeq and is a predicted model, not a curated record.